Molecule: messenger RNA, 8113 nt
Organism: Spinacia oleracea (spinach)
Lineage: Eukaryota; Viridiplantae; Streptophyta; Magnoliopsida; Caryophyllales; Amaranthaceae
Exons: 3
Coding region: 4106-5101 (331 amino acids)
Biological process (GO): translation
Cellular component (GO): ribosome
Molecular function (GO): structural constituent of ribosome
Source: RefSeq, a predicted model, not a curated record
CAAUAUUAUUGACGGAUGUAAGACGUCACUACUACAAAAAUGGGCUAAGGAACCAUUGUUAGGGAACCGUAUGAGUCACUUAUUAGGUUUAUUAGAUAAAGAAACCGAUUAUCUUAGAAGUGUGGUUUCUUAGAAAAAAUAAAAGAAACCUGAUACCUAAAAUAUAUAGUUUCCUAGAAAAUAUUAUAAUUAACAAAGAAUCAAAGAAACCGUAGAUCUUUUAAAUCCAGUUUCUUACCAAUAUAUAUUACAUAAAAUUAUAUUUUUUUAUUUUUUAAUGUAAUUGAGGUUGUGAUUUUGUUUUUUGGCCUUUUUGGAUUCCCGCCUAACCCUUUAUCCGUGCAGAGUUAGGAAAGAAAAUAACUUCUUCCUGGACGAUUUCAAUUUUAUCUUCUCUUCAAUUUUCUUUAAUCCGUAAAACCUAACUUUAAUUCAUCAAGAACCGAAUUCACAGAUCUCAAGCAAUUCACCACCGCACCAUCUCCGGCGAAGGGCGACACGUUCUCCUUCCCAAUCUCUUCUCCAUCUUCCUAAUUUCUUCUACUUCGUGGUUUGAUUGGAACUUCCACCGCAUUCGCAACCACCGUCUCCACCACCACGUACAACCUCCGUCUCUGCCGCCAGUUCUUCAGCUCUUGUAAUUUUAGAAACCUUAGAGGACAUACAUAUCUUGCUAACAGCACAAGCAGUCGACGGUGGUUCUCGCUUUGGUCUCUCUCUACCUCGACUAAAUCACGGACCCGCUUGACCGCCGCAACUACAAUCCACCAGUCGGUGGCGGUUCUCUGACAGGUGAUCUUGAUGAAAAAUGAUGGAAAACAAGUGAAUUCGAGCCAAAACAGGGCCUGUGCGGUCGAGUGGCGUUUUGUGCGCCCGAACAGGUAGUGCAAAUGGAGUUCAAGGAGAUUCCAGUUUUGUGCGGUCGAAUGCCCUCUGUCAUUCGGUCGCACAAAACGGAUUUCUGAGACAGAAUGUCCCAAGAUUGUAAAACGACCGCACAACCCGGGUAAUUCGACAACACAGGUUUUGUUCGACCGCACAACCUAUGUUGUUCGACCGCACAAAAGUUGUGCGCCCAAACGACUUUCCUUGUUCGACCAAAUGGAGCUGCGAAGGAGACUUGAGCCAAAGGAUUCCCAUUCGACAGAACGGGGUUUUAUGUUCGGUCGCACAAGACGAAGAAAAUGUUCUUCGCUGCCUUCGCUCGCACAGGACCCAACAUGCGCUCGAAUGACUCUUUGACGUUCGGUCACACAAAAGGUCUGUGCGACCGAAUGGUUGCGCGGGCUGCUCUUAUUCGAAUUUUGGCUUCUAUUUGGGGAAACUUAUAAAUAGAUUUUUCGAUUAUUUUGUUAGGAGGAGAAUUUUAGUUGAUAAUUUUAGAUUCUCAAAGUUAGUUUGAGGAUGUUCCCCUAGUGGUUGGCGAGCUUACUUUCCUUGUGGAUUUCGUCGUCUUGGACAUUGAUGAGGAUGCCCAUACCCCCAUUAUCUUGGGGAGGCCAUUUUUGGCCACCGCAGGUGCUCUUAUCGAUGUGCAAGAAGGACUAAUCACUUUGAAAGCGGGAGACGCCAAGGCUAGUUUCAAGCUUUCAAUUGAUGACCAUUGUUGCUCUAAAAUGAAAAGUUGCAUGAAAAUUGACACUCUUGCUUGUGUUGAGAACAACCACUCUUGUGCUAAUUCUUCUAACAAUUUUCAUGUUUCUAAGUGUGCUAAUGAGCUUGCUAGGUCCUCUCUUGAUGACAAGAAUGUCCAUGGAGUCCCAAAGGCGCUUGGGGAUGAGCUUGAAGAUGUUGUAACCAUCCCCGAGAUAUUUGAAAUGCAUGUUGAUGAUGAUAAUGGAGCUAAACCCUCCAAAGUGUUUCAUGGAUCGGCUAAGAAAGCCAAGAAGUCAGCUAAGAGUCCAUCGAGUCCCGAGGAGGGGCAUGUUGGUGGAUUAUUUGGUUUCCGCCUCUUGAAUGGUGACGUCGGUAAGAUCUUUGUGCCCAAAGGGGCAAAGAAAUGCAUGUUGACUAGUGUUGACCCUUGUUUGGUUGUCUUUGACCCCCCUUGACCUUUUGGGGGGUCCGUCAAGCUAAUGACGUUAAACGAGCGCUACCGGGAGGCAACCCGUGUAUUGGUCUCAUUCUUGUCCCCCCAUGAGCUUUGGGGGGAUUCGUCAAGCUAAUGACGUUAAACGAGCGCUACCCGGGAGGCAACCCGAUUGUCUAACUCCUAGCUUUAGUUUUUAUUUGAUUUUGUGCUUUAAUUUCCAUUAAUUAGUUUCUUUUUCGAUUUAAAUAGGAAGCUUGUGAAAAUAGUGCAAAAAUUUGUUUUGUGCGACCGAACGUGUCCUGUUGUUCGGUCGCACAAAACUCUUUUUGAGGCAGAAUGGGAAAUCUUUGGCACUCGAUCGCACAGCUCUGCAAAUUCGAUAGCACAAGGUAUGUGCGACCGAACGACUCUUCCUGUUCGAUCACACAGCCUGGCGGAGCUGUUUCUGAUGUUUUUAUUUCAAAAAAUCGCGAGCCCCUCCCUUUAUUUCCCUUCAUUUGCUCGACUCUCCUCUCCAUUACUCCCUCUUCUCUCACUUGCUACCACUACUCCUCAUAAAAUUCAUUCACUUCCUUUCACUAAUUGCACUUCCCAUUCAUCAAAUACACUCAAUCUCAUUCAUCCCAACCCCCAAAAUCCCCAAAUUUUCAUUUUUUUUGCAAAAUCCCCAAUUUCUGGGGUUUUUUGUGAAAUUGUUCAUAAUUGUGUGUGUGUGGUGAAUUGGAGCUCUUGAGGAUACUUGGGAUCGAUCCUACAGUACUUCCUUUGCUUGUGGUGAUGAUUUCUUUCCCUUAAUUCUUGUAUUCCGUUCCAUUUUCACCAUGUUGAUAUUGUUUUUGAUUUUUCUGAAAUUUUUUAUUUUUGGGUGUUAGUUGAUGCAUGUUUGUGUUAUGCUUAGUCUUUAAUCGUCUAGAUGAGCUUUGCAUGUUUAAUUCCUUAUUCCAUUUAAGCUCUAGACUUUUUGAGAUGAUUUAAUGAGAUUUUGGGAUACUUUGAUUUUAUUUGUUUGUGGAAGUAAUGAUGAUUGUUUGUGGUGGUUAAUAUGGAGUAAUGUGGUUAGUUCAAGCUUGUUGAGAAGUUUGUGUAAUGUUUAGAGCUUGAUGAUGAAUUGAUGAAGAUAGUUUAACCUUAGCUCUUGUAGUAGUUCGUUUGUCCUAGAUUGUGAACUAACUUAGUUUAUCCUUCUUUGUGUGUCUUGGUUCGUUUCUUUUUGUUUUGUAGAUUUUUGCUUAGCAUCCACUCAUCUCAAUGGCACCAAAACGCUCCAAGAAGAACCCCGCCGCAACCGAGGCCGCGAUCACCUCUUCAUCAAAGAGGAAAGCAACAACGGCACCAACCCCUCCGAACAUGGAAACUUACGGAAUUGAGUUCGCCGAGCAACGCUCUUGGGAUUUCUUUGACGUCCUUUCCAAGAGGACUAUUAAGCCCACUAAGUUCUUUCAUCGGGAAAGCGUUCGUAGCUUGGGGGUUGAGGCCGAGGUUGACAAGUUACUCAAGGGCCUAGGGUGGGAAGAGUUUGCAAAGAUGAGUGCCCCUACAUACAAAGGGUGACUUUGGAGUUCCUCUUCUCGGCUCGAAAGAACUUUGUAGAAGAUGAGGAUGGUGACAAAGUAGUGGAAUUGAGCUUCCAAGUUUUCGGGCGCCAAUACAAGUUGAAUAACAACCAAAUGAAUUUCCUCUUCUUCAUCACAACGAAUAUCGGUUACAUCGUGAAUCCGAGGGCCGAGUGUGCUAAUGACUAUAAUGAAAACAUUUGGUGGAGAGAGCUCACCGGAGAUGUUGGAGAUUUCUUCUUCGCCUCGGCUAAGUCUUCCUCAUUCCAUCAUCCGGCCAUCCGGAUCAUGAGCCGCCUCCUCAUCUAUGCUCUUUUCUCUAAGGGAGCUACCGGUGCCUUGUCGGGCACGGAACUUGGUGGUUUGGGGUUGGCCACUCAAGAGAAGCAAGGUGUUCUCGGUUUCGGGCAAUUGCUCAUUUCCCGGAUCAUUGAGGUGCGGGAUAGCCAUUUGAACAAAUCCGACAUCCUCCUUGGUGGCAUGCUCACUCUUCUUGUUCGGCUUCUACCGAACAACCCUCAUGGAAAAGAGAUGGGAUGCUUUGCCUCCCGUGGCCGGUGGUGAGUUCUUAAACAUCCGGGCGAUGUAUAAUGCUACUUGGCUCCACUACACCACCAACGAGACGCAAUGGAUUUGGCUUGUGAAAAAAGCCAAUUGGUGCUUUCUUCCGCACCCGUUCAUCACUUCUUGGUCCGAGAAUGUCCGUUUCUUGCUUCCGCGGCAUAAGAAGUUCGCCGCCGCUGCCGUCGCCAAAGCCACUACCUCAAAGUCCACCGACACCUCCACUCAAGCUCCUCAAAGUCCACCUCAAGGUCCGCCUGAAAGUCCUCCCCCGAAUGCGGGUGGUAUACCUCUCUCAUCUCCUUUUGAUUUGACGGGUUUGCAAUCCACCCUUGCGGCUAUCUUGCAAGGGCAAGAGGACCAAGCUCGUACCUUGGCCUCUUUUGCUCCUCAAGGGAGCUGCACGAGGGAUUCAUUUCCCGAUUUUGACUCGUCCUACUAUGGUAGGCGGGUGUACUACUUUCAUGUUGACAAAGGGGACUUUGCCCCCUAUGUCAACUACCCUUACCACCCUCCCCAACAAGGGCCCAUCCCUAAUUGGAUUGAGGAGCGUACACCCACCUACCCAUAUUGGACGGGACCUUCUCAACCCGGUGUCACUCCCCCCUCUUUUCCGCCUUAUAAUUAUACCAUGAUGGGCGGGAGUGACUACCAAGGUGACCCUAUGUAUCCCACUCCCCCACCGGUUGAUCGGCCAGAUGGUUGGCCCGAGGAUUUCACCGGAUGGCCUAGGGGAUAUAUGGGUGGUUGGGAUGGCCCCCGAGGAGAGCCACCCCAUGGCAAUUACCCCCUUCGGCCCGAAUAUAGUUGGCCGCCUUAUCCCGAUGUGGACCCCACCUACAAUUUCACCCCGUUCACCGAUGACGCGGCUCUUGCUUAUCGUCUUGAGCGGAAUGAACAUUGGAGGAUUUAUGAUGCAAAGGGUAAAGGGCAUCCCCCGGGCCCUUCUUCUUAGGGUUCCCUCCAUUUCUCCCCCAUCUUGAUGUGAUGGUAUGCUUGUGAUUAGCUUGGGGGAGAAGUGUGGAGUAGGGGUUUGCUAUGGGGAAUGUUUGAUGUUUGUUGGUGUGAUCUUCUUGCCACUUCGUGUGGUUGUAUAUAUGGUGAUGGGUUUUGCUUGUUUUGUGUUUGUUUUGGCCUUUUGGCCUUGUCUACUAACAUUUUUCUUGAUUGUUUUUUAGUGUUCUUUAUGGAUUGGUUUCAUUGCGGUGGGUUCACACUAUCCACCAUGUGCCUUGUUCGUCGAUACCUUGGUGAGUUUGUUCGGUUUUUACCGGCUCUUUGCGGGACUUGCUCCCACGACAAUUCCGGUAACAUCCUUCUAUCUCACAUGCAUUCUUUGGGACGGGCAUACAUCAUGUUGGGGCAUUUGGUUGGAUGGGUAGCUGUGCCCCUCCUUUGGUUUUAGGCCGUGAGGACAUGGCCUGAUUCUAGCUUGGGGGGAGUUUUGUUGUGUGGUUGGCUAAUUGUCGAUGCUCAUUGCUAUGAAUCAUACCAUUAUGUGCUUGUUUCUUUGUUUUAAGCUUGAUUUAGUUUGAUUUUAGUUUCUUUUCUUUUUGUUUGUUUUGUUUGCUUCUUUUUGUUUCCCUUUUUGGUGUAUUUUCUUAUUUUCUUCCUUUUUCUUUUGUUUUGAUUUCCUUUUUUGUCAAGGCAAGUUUUUCUAGGUUUUCUUAGGCAAUAUUCUUGAUUGGGGCAUAUAAAAAUGGAACUUGUAGAUUAGAAUGCUUUUAUUCUUAAUUGGUAGAUGUUUACACGGUUCUUAAUGUCUUGGGUCGAGUCUAGGAUUUGGUGUCAAGAAAGUUGGUUGAACUAUGGGUAGCAUGCGUCAUGAACUAUUGGCUUGUCCUAAGAUGGUGUCGACUUCUCUAGUGAUUUGAAGCCGAAGAGAAUGGUAUUUGCUCCCUUGUGAGGUUCAUGCUCAAAAAUAAGCCCAAACACAUUUUCAUAUCUUGAGUGGCAUGGAUCCUUAGCAUUGACUUUUUUGUCUCCCUAGUUUGACCAUUUCCUUCCCGAGACCGCGACCGAACUACUUUAGGGGACGUUAGAGGCAUUUCUUUCGGUGACUAUUUUUCUUUUUAGUUUAGGACUCUAUUUUCUUAUUUUUCUCAUAUGUUUUUGUUUGCAUUUUCCCCUUUGCUAGCCAUUUGAGCCUUGACCCUUCAUUUCUUAUGUGCACAUUACAAGCCUAAUAACCUUUGUUUUAUUUUCACCCUUAGAAGUGAUAGUGAAGCUUUGUGUUAUGAUGUUUGUUAGUUUUGAAUGAAUAUGCAAAGGUGAGGAAUGAUUGUUGUUUGGUAUGAAUGGCAAAGUUUUGGAAGAAUGUUGUAUAUAGUGAAUAAAUGAUGCAAAAUCAAAAAUGAGAAAUAAAAGUUUUGAAAAAGCCAAAAAUAGAGAAAAACACAAAAAAGAGUUGUAGUUUGGAAUUGUUGUUGAAUAAGCUUGGGGGUACCCCAAAUAAGUGGUACGAGUUUGUGUUUGGUUCAAAAUGCUUGAGUUAAGUUCUAUCAUUGCGCUUCACUUUAGGUAUGAGCACCAAAUGGCCAAAUUUGUUCCGCGCCUUACACCUAGCCUAGGUUACGCCCUAAAAGCCCUCUUGACCCUUUUGAGUUGAGUCAUUGUCGGUGGAGGGAGGAUUUGGUCAAGCUUAAGGAACAAGGUUGUCAUGCUAAGAUGUCGGGUAGCCUAUUAUUGAUUUUCUGGUGCCUUCGCGGUGUCUUGAGACGCUAUUGUCAAGGGUGGAUAAGAUCUAGAGAUUUGACGUGGUAUGCCCGGAUGUAGGGGGAUUGACUAGUGCUUGCCCUUAGUUCACUUUGCUUGAUGCUCGAAUCUUUCACUCGGUUUAGGACAUUAGUUAGCGUGUACUCAUUUAUUUGAUUAGUAAUAUUAGUGUUCUUCUAUACUUGUUCCAUAAUAAAGCCCAUCUUGAAUUUUGUAGUUUAAUUUCUUUUCUUCUUUUUUCUUUUCUUCUUCUUUUCUUUCUUUCUUUUCUUGGUUUGUGUUUUCCAUUUUAGUCUUGCCUUGAUUAGAUUUGCUAGAUUUUGAUUUUGGUAAAUUUUUAGAAUCUGAUUAGUUGCUCAUUCUUCCUUAGUUGAGUUUAGUUUGCUAGAGACUAGCAAACGCUUAGCUUGGGGGAGUUUGAUGAGCGACAUUUAUGUCGCUCUUAGCCUAGGAUUUUAUGUUAGUUUUUAUGCUUUUUUAUAGUUUUCGUAGCUUUUUGUGUGAGAUUUAUAAGUUUCGUUCCAUCUUGUGCUUUAUAGGUGAUCUUGAUGAAAAAUGAUGGAAAACAAGUGAAUUCGAGCCAAAACAGGGCUUGUGCGGUCGAGUGGCGUUUUGUGCGCCCGAACAGGUAGUGCAAAUGGAGUUCAAGAAGAUUCCAGUUUUGUGCGGUCGAAUGCCCUCUGUCAUUCGGUCGCACAAAACGGAUUUCUGAGACAGAAUGUCCCAAGAUUGUAAAACGACCGCACAACCCGGGUAAUUCGACAACACAGGUUUUGUUCGACCGCACAACCUAUGUUGUUCGACCGCACAAAAGUUGUGCGCCCAAACGACUUUCCUUGUUCGACCAAAUGGAGCUGCGAAGGAGACUUGAACCAAAGGAUUCCCAUUCGACCGAUCGGGGUUUUAUGUUCGGUCGCACAUGACGAAGAAAAUGUUCUUCGCUGCCUUCGCUCGCACAGGACCCAGCAUGCGCUCGAAUGACUCUUUUCAUUCGGUCGCACAAAAGGUCUGUGCGACCGAAUGGUUGCGCGGGCUGCUCUUAUUCGAAUUUUGGCUUCUAUUUGGGGAAACUUAUAAAUAAAUUUUUCGAUUAUUUUGUUAGGAGGAGAAUUUUAAUUGAUAAUUUUAGAUUCUCAAAGUUAGUUUUUCAGCAAUUCUAGAGAGAGAAACUCUCCUCCAUUCAAGCUUCAAUUUGUAAUCCUUCUUAACUCUUCUUCAAUUUUGCAAUAUUAAUUCUUAGUUUGUUCUUGCU